CAUCUCCCCGAUCACCAUUGAUCACUGAUCAUGACAAUAGAUGCGGCUCGUAAGGUUAUGGGGUAACUGACUAUGUAGACCGUUCCCAGGCUCAAAUGCACUGCACCGCGCGUAGCGACAUCCGACCCUGAUCAGCUGCCUUCGCUCCGUUCUCUCCUUUGCUUUCUCGCCCUUUCCUCUAUUACCCAACAACCCUACUAGCAAGCCGUCGAAUUCAAAUGGCGUGCGAUACGACCCCCGCGCCUCGGCCAGUCCUUAACCCGCAGCUCGCCCCGCGACUAGCGGAAUACGUGGCGCUGCUGGAACCCCCCGCUGUCGAGGCGGAGAUUAGGAGGCUCGCGAGAAUGCAGCGGGGUCGGCGGAAGCUUCGCGCGGGCUGGCAGGGAUGGCAGGGUGGGGGGAUACGCGCGCGGAAGCGGCGGAAGCGGAGCGGAGCUGAGGAUAGGGGGGAAACGGGGGGAAAAGGGGUGGUGAAAGAGGAGGAAGAGGAGGGAGAGAAAGAGGGGGAGGAGGGGGGGAGAAGGGAAAGGGGUGAUGGUCGGUUGGAUGCAGCGGAGAUGUUUGAAAUGGGUAACGAAGUGCAACGGUCCGCAUUGGCUGUCUACUUUCUGCGGCGGUGCACUGUGCGCUUCUUUGCCCACAUGCAUGGGAGACGAGCAGAGGCAGUGGGGGGAGCAGGAGGAGGGGGGGAUGAGGCAGAGGAGGAAGAUGAGGCGGAUGAGGAGGGGGAGGGGGACGACAGGAAGGACGGUGGGGAAGAGCUAGGAUACGAGGAGGAAGAGGAUGGAGACAAUGAGGACUGGGAGGAGGAGGAGGAGGAGGAGGAGGAGGAGGAGGAGAGGAGGUUGUUUGACGAUGGCGUGUUUGUCCCUGAGCUGCUCUGCCUGCUGCCGGCUCUGGCGCUCAAGUGCCCUGCUCUCGUGCCGCCAGGUCUGGCUGUUCUCGGAUUGCUUGCUUCCAGGCACGGCCCGAGCCUGAUCGCAGGUCUGGUGGUCCAAACGUCCCAGCAAUUCCGAGCCUCUGCGAUUAAACUUAUCACUCGAGUCCUGGCCCGAACCUCUACUCCCAUCUCCCCCUCCGCCUCCUCCCCCUCCGCCUUCUCCCCCUCCCUUCAACCUAACAUCCAGCCUGAUCCCACAAAAUUGGGUGCUGCUGCAACGAGUGGUGCUGCUGGUGAUGCGUCUGCUGCACCUAGGAAUGUUCCUUUGCCUACAGGGGCAGGCAGAAAGGGUGGCGCCGCUGCUGCCGGUGGUUCUGCCGCCAGUGCUGGUGACGCUGGUGCGGCUGGCCUGCAACGGGUGUCUGUUUCUGGACCUGGAGCACCGAAACGACCCCAUGCGUUUGUCUUCCCCCGAGGCUUCUCCUCCAAGCCACCCCCGCUGCCACAGAGGCAAGCUGAGCAGCAGAGGGGUCCCUCUACUCGUCCCACCCACGGCUCAUAUGGUCAAAAGCAGACCCACGGCUCAUAUGGUCACGCUCCCCACCAUCCCCCCCUCCAUCCUCACUGCACCCUCCUCCCUCCAUUCCCCCCACCAAUUCUCGCCUCACCACUACUCCCACCAUCUCCCCCACUGGUGCUGCUACAAGUUGGGCUUCCUGCACCUUCCGUGCAGCUUCCCUUGCCUUGGUUCGCAUCUGCCAGCUGGCCGUUGCUACUGCUGCCACGUCAACAAGCACAGCUACAGCCGCAGCUACAACCCCCCCGGUGCUGGAAGACCCUCUUGCCGUUCCCAGGGCCUGCCGGGCCGCGUUGCUGAGUCAGCGCGUGCUUGCUGAGUUGGCGGUGCAGAUCACGGUGGAUCUGAUCGGCGAUGAGCUGGCGUUCUUCCUCUCUGCCCUACCUGCUUCUCUAGCCGAUCCCCUAUUGGCCAGAAGCUGCUGCUGGAGCUUCCUCAUAGCGCCCUACAGGCUGGCAAGGGGGGGGGUAGGGGGAGAAGGAGAACGGAGAGAUGAAGUGGAGGGGAGAGGCCGCGAUGAGGCGGGGGUUGCAGCAAAGAGAAAGGCAGAUCAGCAGCAAGAGAGGGAAGGGGAGAGAGAAAGGGAGGAGGAUUCUAUCCCCAGGAGAAACCUCCCUGCUGCCUCGUUUCCUUGCCUCAGUGCGUUUGAUCCGCGAGAGUUCUUUUCUUCAAAGGUGACUUGGAGCCCAUUGGUGCCACAUCGUGAGGAUAAUGUUUUGUCACAAUCAAGUACCGCUGCAGGAGCAGAAGGCGGGCGCGCACAAGGAGGAGGGAUCAAGGAGCAAGGGGAUUCAGAGGGGAGGAGAGCAGAUGAGGGUGAGGCAGCUGCUCCUGUGAAGGCAGUCCUGCUGCAAAAUGCUGCUGAGAGCCAAUCAGAAUGCGCCAUGUGGCGCGCCAGGGUGGCGUUGCUGGCAGCGGCAGAGGCAGAGGCGGAGAGAGUAGGGCUGGGUGUGAGGCGGGGUGAGGUUGAGGAGGGAGGGCCGGCUGGGGAAGAUGAG
Messenger RNA from Closterium sp. NIES-67, 2455 nucleotides. The record is from the annotation of a GenBank genome assembly. Lineage: Eukaryota; Viridiplantae; Streptophyta; Zygnematophyceae; Desmidiales; Closteriaceae.